GAUGAAAACUCACGAAAACGUAGCAUGAGUCGUGUGUGUACCGCUAGCUUUGAGAGAGAGUCCUGAAAGAGUUUCGCAGAAAGCUCACUAGAAUGACUGCAGUUCCGGUGGGCUGGUAAAAUAAAGGUAUGGACGUUGACGAAGUAUUCACCGGAGCGCGUGCCCUAAAACCUUCCUAGUGAAACGUGGGUGCCAGAAAGAUAUCCUUUUUGCUUUCUCUGCGUUGAAUGGGUGUUUUAUUAGCAACCCACGGGUUUGUGUCUGAAUGAUCCCACACGAGAAAAGCAUUCGGAGCUUCAGGGUCUGUAGCUUCCCGUUUCUGUCCCGAGACGCUGCGUGCUAAGGGCCUUCAGUCGUGAUUAAGGUGGAAGAUAUUUGAGCAGGCAGUGGUUUUGUAGGGCAGUCUCUGGUUGUGGACCUGCAGUCAUCGCGUGAGGUCGCAGCUCAAAUCGAUUUUACUCUCCCCCAGACAUCGUUCGCCAUGGCUCUCGUCAGCCGAUCUCUCGUCACUCCGAGGGUGGAGUCUCUCUCUUCCAUUCACAGUGGCACCAACAAAACCCCCUCAUUGAAAAGGAACAAGCAUAUCGGCGCCACACUCACCAACGGGGGCAUUAACGCCAGCAUCGCCAAGGCUGUGCAGGCUGUGGAGUCACUGAAGGCGAAUGUAACCAAAGAAGAAUUGCCAGGAACCAAGGGCUGGACGCCAACCAGCUGGAGGAACAAGGUGGCGUUGCAGCAACCGAAUUAUCCCGACGCUGAGAAGCUUGCAGAAGUGGAGAAGGUCCUUAGGGACUAUCCCCCGCUCGUUUUCGCCGGCGAGGCUCGCAGCUUAGAAGAACGCCUCGGAGAAGCAGCACUCGGCAACGCUUUCCUCCUUCAAGGUGGAGACUGCGCCGAGAGUUUCAAGGAAUUCAACGCGAACAACAUUAGAGACACAUUCCGGGUGCUCUUGCAAAUGGGCGCCGUACUCAUGUUCGGCGGACAGAUGCCAGUUGUGAAGGUGGGCAGAAUGGCGGGCCAGUUCGCCAAACCUCGGUCCGCAGACACAGAAAAUGUGAAUGGAGUGGAGCUGCCUAGUUACAGAGGAGACAACAUCAACGCGGAUCUGCCUACGCUGGAGGCCCGCAUUCCUGACCCAGAUCGCAUGGUAAGAGCAUACAGCCAGGCAGCCGCGACACUCAACCUGUUGAGAGCCUUUGCCACAGGAGGGUUCGCAGCCAUGCAGCGCGUCACACAUUGGAACCUCGAUUUUGCAGCCGACAGCGAGCAGGGCGACUGGUACCGGGAGCUCGCGCACCGCGUGGAUGAAGCUCUCGGCUUCAUGGCCGCCUGCGGCCUUACGCUUGAUCACCCCGUCAUGACAUCCACCCAGUUUUGGACCUCGCACGAGUGUCUCUUGCUACCUUACGAGCAAGCGCUGACGCGAGAAGAUUCAACCUCUGGGCUAUGGUACGACUGCUCCGCGCAUAUGCUUUGGAUUGGUGAGCGAACCCGUCAGCUAGACGGCGCCCACAUCGAGUUUCUGCGUGGCGUUGCUAACCCCUUAGGUGUCAAAGUCAGCGACAAAAUGAAACCUGAAGACCUCGUAACGCUUUGCAACAUCCUGAACCCCGAGAACAAGCCCGGCAGGCUCACAGUGAUCGUGCGCAUGGGCGCGACCAAGCUCAGGGAGAAAUUCCCAGCACUUGUGCGCGCGAUUCGCCAAGCUGGAUGCAUCGUCACCUGGGUGAUCGACCCGAUGCACGGGAACACUGUCAAAGCGCCCUCGGGGUUGAAAACCCGCCCAUUCGACGCAAUUCUGGAUGAAGUAAAGGCAUUCUUCGACGUCCACGAACAAGAAGGAACCCACGCCGGCGGGGUCCACCUAGAGAUGACAGGACAAGACGUAACGGAAUGCGUCGGCGGAGGGAACAACUUAACCUACGACGACCUGAGCUCGCGCUACCACACGCACUGCGACCCACGCCUGAACGCUUCCCAAGCACUAGAGCUCUCCUUCAUCAUCGCCGAGCGGCUUCGCAGACGGCGACUUGCAGGCUCCGGCAACACAUUCCUGCAAAGCAUCACAUCCCAGCUCGGUACCCGAUUCUAGACAUCGAUCUGCCAGAUCUGGGGUCUAUCCUCUGAGCUCCGAAGUGAGGGAAUCCAGUUGCGGCAACAAGAGACUGAGCAUUAUUUUGCACCACCUGCUGUGCACACAAUCCAUCGCCGCAGCAGCUACGGCGUGGCAACAUGAGGCCCCAUUGUUAUUAUUUUUGCUGGUUUUUAUUAGGGUUUGAGUUCGUCCCUACGCAGUUAAAGUUGCGUUAUAAUUUUUUUAUUUUUUUAAUUUAGUCAGUUUGUGAAGGCGCGUAGGAUCUUACCUUAGCUUGUAAUUACAAAACUGAGAGCUUUCGAGGCUUUUGUGGGUGCUGCACCUUUUUUUAUUUCUCUUAGAACAACUUUUUGAGAAUAAUACAUUGAAUACACAUUGAUUCAGUUUCGGUACAAA
Physcomitrium patens is the source of this 2491-nucleotide messenger RNA. RefSeq names its product phospho-2-dehydro-3-deoxyheptonate aldolase 2, chloroplastic. Lineage: Eukaryota; Viridiplantae; Streptophyta; Bryopsida; Funariales; Funariaceae. The record is from RefSeq and is a predicted model, not a curated record. Gene Ontology annotation, biological process: aromatic amino acid biosynthetic process. Gene Ontology annotation, molecular function: 3-deoxy-7-phosphoheptulonate synthase activity.